Molecule: messenger RNA, 684 nt
Organism: Branchiostoma floridae (Florida lancelet)
Lineage: Eukaryota; Metazoa; Chordata; Leptocardii; Amphioxiformes; Branchiostomatidae
Product: calcium-binding protein LPS1-beta-like
Exons: 6
Coding region: 1-684 (227 amino acids)
Biological process (GO): calcium-ion regulated exocytosis
Cellular component (GO): endoplasmic reticulum
Molecular function (GO): calcium ion binding
Source: RefSeq, a predicted model, not a curated record
AUGACUCCCUUCCUUCUACUGUUCGCUGCCCUGGUCUUUCCCUUUCCCCUGGCAUCAGCGUCUCCGGUGAAGAGGCAGACAACAGGCGUAGAUGCUGACGGUGACGGCCUGCUCUCCUAUGCUGAGGUGUCCGCCGCAAUGACACUACACGAGGCACUUGUCGUCCUGGACAGAGAUGGUGACGGCUUCAUCUACCUGCCGCAGAUCAUCGAGCUGUGGGGAACCGGAGACAAGUUUUACGAACUGAACACCGACGGCGACGAUCACCUCACCUUCAGGGAGAUUGAGAACGGGAUGACUCUGCAGGACUUUUACAACGAGUUCGACUUCAACGGCGACGGGACUCUCGACGUUGCUGAAGCUUACCAGAUCAACUACAUCUACGACACGAUCAACGCUCCAGUGACGGCCGUCGACCCCCUGGACUCGAACGGAGACGGACAACUGUCCAAGCUGGAAGUACUGAGCGCUAUGACUUAUGACGAGGUUUUGACUGCGGUUGACGCUGACGGCGAUGGGCUCAUGACCCGUGCUGAGCUGAUGGUGCUGUUCGGUAACAAGACCGCCGACUUUAUCACCGCCCAAGACGACAAUCGCGACGGGUCGGUGAGCAUUGGCGAGGCUCACCACCAUCACAUGAGACUGGACGGGGUCUUCGACAUACUCGAUCUCGACGUUGUUUAA